CUUCAUUUUCCUGAGGAAUGAAACCCAUGAUUUUCAGUUCCUCAGAGAAGUGAAAACAGCAACAAGGAAUCCAGUAAUUCCUGUUAUCUGCAGACUUAACAAGUCAGCCAAACAAGUCAGCCGAGCCUGAGGCAGUGGCCAGGAGCCUGCUCUCCAGACACUGCUGUCCUCUCUUCAAGCCCUGAAGCCAGGGGAGCCCGGGAUGUCUCUGCUGCUGGCCACCCUGCUGCUUCUCCUCUCCACCCACAGCACCCUGGCCCUGAGGAUCUGCUCCUUUAAUGUGAGGUCCUUUGGGAAAUCCAAGAAGGCAAACUGUAAUGCCAUGGAUGUCAUUGUGAAGGUCAUCAAACGCUGUGACAUCAUACUCCUGAUGGAAAUCAAGGACAGCAACAACAUAAUCUGUCCCACACUGCUGGAGAGACUGAACGGAAACUCAAGAAGAGGCAAAACAUAUAACUAUGUGAUUAGCUCUCGUCUUGGAAGAAACACAUACAAAGAACAGUAUGCCUUUCUCUAUAAGGAAAAGCUAGUGUCUGUGAAAGCAAGCUACCUCUACCAUGACUACCAGGCUGGCGAUGCAGAUGUAUUUUCCAGGGAACCCUUUGUGGUCUGGUUCCAGUCACCCCACACCGCUGUCAAGGACUUCGUGAUUGUUCCCCUGCACACCACCCCUGAGACAUCCGUUAAAGAGAUUGACGAGCUGGCUGAUGUCUAUAUGGAUGUGAAACGUCGCUGGAAGGCGGAGAAUUUCAUUUUCAUGGGUGACUUCAAUGCCGGCUGCAGCUACGUCCCCAAGAAGGCCUGGAAGAACAUCCGCCUGAGGACCGACCCCAAGUUCAUUUGGCUGAUCAGGGACCAAGAGGAUACCACGAUCAAGAAGAGCACAAACUGUGCCUAUGACAGGAUCGUGCUUAGAGGACAAGAGAUUGUCACCUCUGUUGUUCCUCAAUCAAACAGCAUCUUUGACUUCCAGAAAGCUUACGGGUUGACUGAAGAGAAGGCCCUGGAUGUCAGCGACCACUUUCCAGUUGAAUUUAAACUUCAGUCUUCAAGGGCCUUCACCAACAGCAAAGAAUCUGUCUCUCCAAAGAAGAAAAAAAAGACCAGUCGCGCCUAGAUACAAGGGUGCCAUUUUAUUCACCAUUUCUUGCCUCUACAUAAA
Molecule: messenger RNA, 1162 nt
Organism: Delphinapterus leucas (beluga whale)
Lineage: Eukaryota; Metazoa; Chordata; Mammalia; Artiodactyla; Monodontidae
Gene: DNASE1L3
Product: deoxyribonuclease 1L3
Biological process (GO): programmed cell death involved in cell development; apoptotic DNA fragmentation
Cellular component (GO): nucleus
Molecular function (GO): deoxyribonuclease I activity; DNA binding
Source: RefSeq, a predicted model, not a curated record